AUGGGCAACAUCUACAAGAGCCCGGUGACGUUGCUGCUAUUGGCCGUCCUCACGGUAAAGCUCGCUGGAGGAGCCGAGGAAGCGACGGAAGUCCUUUCGCCCACAGACAUUUACAACGAAGUGACGACGGAGCACGUGAGCGUAGAGCCAGAAGGAAACGACACGAGGGAGGCUCUCGCCCACGACGGAUCUCACCACAGUUCGGUGGUGUAUAUCGGAGAAGGUUAUGUGCCAAUAAAUACCCAGCUGAGAUCAAGACCGCUGGAACACGCCCUGCUGGAUUGGCGAGCCCAGUCAGGUCUGGAGACAUGGGAUUCGAGAAGGUACAUCAACAACAAGACGAGAGUACAGCAUAUCGAAGCCGAAUGUCAAGACGACUACAUGAAAAUCAGGAUAGGCUUCAACGGCUCAUUCGGCGGCCUGCUUUACUCGUCGGGCUACUCGUAUGACCCCGACUGCGUCUACAUCAACGGCACUGGACGCGACUACUACGAAUUCUACAUACAGCUCAACAGGUGUGGCACACUCGGGAAGAAUUCGAGGCAGGAAGACGCCCGGAAGAACCCAGCCAAAAACUUGAUGUGGAAUACUGUUACGGUCCAGUACAACCCUCUCAUCGAAGAAGAAUGGGACGAGCACUUCAAAGUCACGUGCGAGUACGGCUACGAUUUUUGGAAAACCGUCACUUUUCCGUUUCUCGACGUUGAGGUGGCCACAGGAAACCCGGUCGUUUUUACGCUGUCGCCGCCCGAGUGUUACAUGGAAAUCAGGUAUGGCUAUGGUACAAACGGGAACCGAGUCGCAGGCCCUGUGCGAGUCGGGGACCCUCUGACACUGAUCAUUUACAUGAGGAGUAAAUACGACGGCUUCGACAUUGUGGUCAACGACUGCUACGCUCACAACGGUGCUAACAAGAGGAUUCAACUGAUCGACCAAUAUGGGUGUCCGGUCGACGACAAGCUCAUCUCCAGGUUCAGGGGGUCGUGGUCGGAGGCGGGCGUUUUCGAGACUCAGGUGUUCGCGUACAUGAAGACGUUCCGGUUUACAGGGUCGCCCGCCCUUUAUAUCGAGUGUGAUGUCAGGAUGUGCCACGGCCGAUGCCCAAGCCAACCGUGCCACUGGAGGAACGCCAAAGGGCUGACGAAGAGGUCCGUCGAGGAGACGACGCCCCAGGCCCCCGCGGGCAACAUCUCCCAGAACAUCUCGCUCUUCCAGAGUCUGCGAGUCCUCCAGGAAGGGCCGGAAGAAUCGCCUCUGACAAACAGUACGGGAGGAAGACCUCUUGGCAAUUCGGUGUGCUUGAGGAGCGGGCUGGUGGCAUCGCUUUCCGCCGCCGUGGCGACCCUGUUGACGAUGCUGACCGUCGCCCUCGCCGCCAUGUGCUGCAGACUGAAACGGCUCUCAAAGCAGCCUUUGCUCUCCGCUCCUCCGCAACUUUCCAACAGGCCCAGAUGUUUCAUGAACCUCAAAUAGACCGGCACCGACCAGAACGAAACUGCAACUAGACAAAAAUUACGUAUAAGACUGGGGAUGCCAGCUCCUGCCUUCUCGUCCUCCAGAGACGCGCACCGAGCGGCCGUCACCUCGCAGAGCUUUACUCCUCCUUCAUUUCCCAAUGAAAAACUUUACUUAUGUAAAUAUUUCCAGGCAUAAUUUUUUACAUUUUUUAUAUGUAAACGUGAAGACAAUCGAUGUGAUCUUAUUUUUUAUGUACGCAAAAAAAUCUCUUUUUGUGUAUAUGGAUUUCGCUUUUAGCCUGUAAUCUUUAAGUAUUAUCAGUCAUAAAUGUUACAUUAUUUAUUAAGAGAGUGCCUUUUUAGCCAAAUGUGGCCAGAUUUACUAGCUCAACUUCAAAGUGGAUCUUCUUAUUUCAAAAUAAACUCUUUUUUUUACAAUUUCUUGAAUGUUGGGCGUUUGAAUCGGGUCACGUCUUAUUCAUACUGACAGCUGUCAACAGUUGUAUGAGCUAUUUAUUUAUUAUCAUUUCUAAAACAGGCAUGGCGGAGUGGACGAACUUCUAUGUAAUGUGAGUCGGCCGAAUACCGGCACGAUCUUCCAGCCUUAUAUAGACGUUUGGCCGUCCAAGUCCGGAUUAAUAUUAAUUCUUGAUAAUUAAAAUGCUUAGUAUAGUGUUAGCAUAGUUUUGUGUAUGUAUGAUUUUUUUUUAAAUAAUAAAUUUUCAAAAGUAGACA
Messenger RNA from Cimex lectularius (bed bug), 2192 nucleotides. RefSeq lists its product as uncharacterized. Bases 1 to 1473 code for a protein of 490 amino acids. The record is from RefSeq and is a predicted model, not a curated record. NCBI's taxonomy places the organism in Eukaryota, Metazoa, Arthropoda, Insecta, Hemiptera, Cimicidae. The transcript has 12 exons.